Messenger RNA from Colias croceus (clouded yellow), 659 nucleotides. RefSeq names its product coiled-coil-helix-coiled-coil-helix domain-containing protein 10, mitochondrial-like. NCBI's taxonomy places the organism in Eukaryota, Metazoa, Arthropoda, Insecta, Lepidoptera, Pieridae. The transcript is spliced from 4 exons. The record is from RefSeq and is a predicted model, not a curated record. Gene Ontology annotation, biological process: mitochondrion organization. Gene Ontology annotation, cellular component: mitochondrion; nucleus. Bases 148 to 531 code for a protein of 127 amino acids.
AGCAACGUUUAUAGUCGUCAUUUUUCACAGGCUGGCCAUCGUUUAUGAAUGAAGAAAAAAAAUUAGUUGACAAUGUAAAUAUUUGAAAGUAAACAACACUUUUAGCAGAAAUAUUAUGCCUUUCCUCCAACCAAAUUAAAUUUUAAUAUGCCAACCCGAAGCCGAAGUGGGUCUCGCUCGCGCUACUCCCGCGCGGAGCAGCACGCGCCGACGCGGCCGCCCACCGUCGUGGUGACGCCGAUGCCGCGCCGCUCCGUGUUCCGUGACGCAGCGGCCGUGGCGGGUGGCGUCACUGUUGGCACUACUAUGGGUCAUUUAGCCGGUGAAGCGAUCACCAGCCUUUUCACGGGCCGCCGUCGGGAGGAGGUGAUGCACUCACUACCCCGCAACUACGAGCUCGGUACAGAACCCAGCGGCCCGUGCGCGUACGAGAUCGCGCAGUUCCUGCAGUGUGCAGCGCACCGCGAGAACUUGCAGGAGUGCGAGGCUUUCAACGAAGCGCUCUUGGAGUGCAAACGGCGGAACCGUUAGUUUUGAUGUUACGAGAAAUUUAAACCAGGAAUUAGAUGCAUAUGGUUUACCUUGAAGAUACAUUUCCAUCUAAGCACCCAAAAAUCAUCUGUAUAAUAUGAACUGUGAAUAAAACCAUAUCUACAGAA